ACUACGCGCGAGAGUAAAAUCCAACCAGUGAAAGUGUUUUUGGGUGUAGCAAAACAUUAACGUUGAAUGAUAUGUGAUCAACUGAAGAACUUUCCCAUUUUUAAAUUGUAUUUUAUGUAAAUAAUAAAACAGUGAAUUUUGUGCUUCAAACCAAUUCUACGUAAAAGUUAAUAUUAAGAAUAAAGAUAUAAUCGACAGAAACCAUACUAGAAACAUCGCAACCAUUACAUAGUGCACUAGAAGAAUCGAUCUUGACCCAGAUGCCAACUCUUGCAUCAAUAGUAGUAGUAGAAAUAAUAUUGCAUACACUCACCAAAAGACGUUUUUUCUACUAAUGGUUAACGUUAAGCAGAAGAAUGUAUUAUAAUCAUUUGAAAAAUGGAGGUCAGCCCCAAAACAGUAAAACAAACGCAGUGGCAAGUGCUCAGCGAUUUAUCGAUAGCUUAUUAAAUGAAGGAAAGAGAACCUAUGUAGAAUCAAGCGUUUGUAAAAAAUGUCAGCUACCAACCUAUUACAAUGAAGCUCUUUACAAAAGGGGACAGCAGUUUUUCUUCAGGCAUAUGUUUGCGAUGUUAUUUGCCAAACUCAACGGACUUUUGGCAGUUUUAUCAAUACCUACAAUUCUGAACAUUUUAGUACUAACACAGAAGUCGAGCAGUGACUUUACUGCUUAUAUACGAUAUUUAUCGACGAUUUUUCAUAUGGUAAUAUGGUAUAAAGAAGACCUAAAUCCUGGAUCAAAGUUAUGGGGGUCUAUACAGGAAGUCAACAAAAAACACACCGCUGCUAGUAAAAAAGGCUCGACGUAUGGUCUAUGUAGAAUAUCCCAAGCAGAUAUGGCGUUUACACAGUUUGGAUUUAUGGGAUUCCAAGUAGCAAGGCCAGGAAUGGUUGGGUUGCACAACGUCACCGAAGAAGAAUGGAAAGCUUUCAUCCAUGUAUGGAGAGUAGUGGGAUAUUUAAUGGGAAUAGAAGAAAGAUUCAAUAUUUGCCGUGAAUCAGUUGAAGAAACCAAAGAAAUAUGCAACCUUUUAAUAGACAGAUCAUUUUUUCCUCAGGUCGAGAAAAGAGAUCGCACCUAUUUGAAAAUGAGUAGACAUCUGAUACAUGGUCUUUGGACAAUGAAUCCAAUACUAAGAUAUAAAGUAAUGAUGAACUACCUCUAUGAUUUACUUAAACCUGUAGAUGACAACAAUAACCAGAAAAUAUUGGAGAGCAAAGAACACAAGAAGUUAUUUGACAUGAGUCUCCUUCUGAGAUUUAGGUUUUGGAUUAUAGGAUUUGUUUUAACCAUAGUAUUGAAAUACAGUAUUUUUAGAAUAAUUUUUAAUUGGCUGGAGCAUUUGGCUCUGUGGUUGAUGGAAGUUUGUCCAUUUUUGGCUUAUUAUAGUUUUGGUAAAGCUAAUACCAUUGUUAAAAUAAAAGUUUAAAAAUAAUAAA
Molecule: messenger RNA, 1440 nt
Organism: Diabrotica virgifera virgifera (western corn rootworm)
Lineage: Eukaryota; Metazoa; Arthropoda; Insecta; Coleoptera; Chrysomelidae
Exons: 7
Coding region: 357-1430 (357 amino acids)
Molecular function (GO): oxidoreductase activity
Source: RefSeq, a predicted model, not a curated record